AUGUUGGAAUUGAAUAAGGUGGCGCUCCUGCUGUCCUUCCUGGCUUCUGCGGCUCUGGGCCAAGGAUUUUCAAGGUACCACAAUGGGACUCUGCUGGACAGGAAGGUGUACAAGUAUGAAGAGGACCUUGUGCUGCGAGAACUGAGGAUGGAGCAGUCAGGACAGUAUUACUGUAAAACCAGCAGCUCUGCAGGCAGCAUCAAGUCCACUCCAGCCUCCCUCACUGUGAUUGCAAAAGGAACACCAGCAUGCAAUUCUACCCCUGAGAUGCACCUCAUUAGACUGCCAGUGGACUGUGUUCAACCUGGGACUGACUCCAGGUUCUACAAUGCUGGCCGCUGUCCUCACAACAAAUGUGCUGGCUCUCUAGACUUUGAUACACGCUGCAGAGAUGCUGCCGGAUUCUGCUGUGGGGUUCAAAAUAUGGACAGUCGAAUCAUUGACUGUGGGAGCUACAGCCUCCCUAUCCGGGCUGUGAAACAGUGCGGCUGUCAGAAGUGCAUGCAGCCGACUGUGCUAGUUCGAGGCAGAGUGGUCACAGCUGACAAUGAUGAGCCUCUGCGCUUUGGGCACAUCUAUAUUGGCAAAGAGAGGGUGGGCACCACUGGAUUUCAAGGAGGCUUCACACUACAAAUUACUCCUGAUACACAGAGAUUGGUGGUAAAUUUUGUUGACCCCAGUCAGAAAUUUCUUGACACCCCUAAAGUGUUCAUCUUGGACAAGAAAGGUGGAUCAAUCUACCAUGAUGUAAAGGUAAUGAGAAAGCAGAUACCAAUUGAUAUCAAUGCAGGGGAGACCAACUCUAUUAACCUAGGAGAAAUUAAAGGGGAAGACCCCAUAGGACAGCUGGUUAUUCCUCCCAAUUCCUUUCAUAAGGACAAUGGAGACAUCUAUGAGGGGACUGUAAAAGCCAGCGUCACAUUCAUUGACCCUCGUAACAUCACUACAGCUGCUGCGGCACCUGGUGAUCUCAACUUUGUGGAUGAUGAGGGUGACAUGCUCCCUUUGAGGACCUAUGGCAUGUUCUCCGUAGACUUCAGAGAUGAAACCAAUAAGGAAGUACUUGGAGCUGGAGCAGUUCAAGUCCUCCUUGAUACACAACAUGUCAAAAUGCAGGAGCAUAUUCCCAAAAUGAAACUGUGGUCUCUAAACCCAGACACGGGAGUCUGGGAGGAGGAGAGUGACUUUUCGUAUACAAAAACAACUGGUGGUCAUGGACGCAGCAAACGAGAGGAGCGCACAUUCCUGAUAGGCAACAUGGAGAUCCGAGAACGUAGACUCUUUAACUUAGAUGUGCCUGAAAACAGACGCUGUUACGUCAAAGCGCGGGCCUACAUGAGUGAUAAGUUCCUUCCGAGUGAACAGCUGGAAGGUGUUGUGAUCACUUUGAUAAACCUGGAGCCUAAGCCUGGAUAUUCAUCUAAUCCUAGGGCAUGGGGCCGCUUUGACAGUGUCAUAACUGGAUCUAACGGGGCCUGUUUACCAGCUUUCUGUGAUGCCCAGAGGCCUGAUGCUUACACAGCGCAUGUUACUGCAAUGAUGGGUGGGGAAGAACUCGAGGCAGCUCCCUCCUCACCCAAGAUGAAUCCAAACAUCAUUGGAGUGUCUCAGCCGUAUCUGGAUAAAAUAGACUACCAGCGUUCAGACCACGAAGAUCCAGCUCUGAAGAAAACAUCUUUCAAAAUCAACUUGGCAAAGCCUAAUCAAAACAAUCUUGAUGAGACCAAUGGGCCAAUAUAUCCAUACCAGAAUUUAUUAGAUUGUGAAAAUGCCCCUGUUGAUGCAAAUCAUUUCCGAUUCUUCAGAGUGGAAAAGGACAAGUAUGAAUACAACGUUGUACCUUUUGAAGAGAAUGAUUUGACAACCUGGACUGGAGACUACCUUUCCUGGUGGCCAAAUCCCCAGGAAUUCAGAGCAUGCUACAUUAAGGUUAAGAUCCAUGGACAGAAGGAAGUGAUGGUCAGGUCACGGAAUCUGGGAGGGACACACAGAGAAACAAAAGGCAAACUUUACGGUAUUAGAGACAUUCGCAGCACCAGGGACAUGCGAGAGGCCAACACAUCGGCAGCCUGUGUGGAGUUCAAAUGCAGCGGCAUGUUGUUUGAUCAAGCUGAUGUGGACAGAUCCCUCAUAUCAGUCCUUCCACAGGGUAACUGUCGCAGGAUUGGCACUAACAGCCUCAUACAAGAGUAUCUCAUCAAACAUCCACCAGUCGCUCAAAACAACGAGUCCCAUGCAUUCACCAUGCUAGCUCCUGUUGAUCCUCUAGGACACAACUAUGGGAUCUACACCGUCACAGACCAGAAUCCCAGGGUGGCCAAGGAGAUCGCUAUUGGACGUUGCUUUGAUGGCACCUCAGAUGGUUUCUCCAGGGAAAUGAAGUCAGACUCUGGAGUGGCGCUGACCUUUAGCUGUCCUGAGAGGAAAAUUAACAGGGAAAGCCUCUUCCAGCGCCUGCAGACCAAUCCGGGUCAGACACUGUCUCAGAUGGCAAGGGACAUGAGGGAGUUGGAGGGUCUACAGGUGCAGAGAUCAUCCACCCAGGUGGUGGCCUAUCCUUCAGAGCAACGGAUGGGAACCCAGAGUCGCAGAUUUAGCUCUACAAACAGGAGGAGAAUGUCAAUGCGCACACAGCAGCGCCAGUAGAGGUGCCAAGAGGUUGGUUUAAAAAAAAAAAAUUAUGAAUAUUUACAGUGAUAGUAAUAUCAGAAUGAUUCACGUGGUCUCUCUGUCAUCUGAUUUAUAAAACAUCAGCAUUUUUUCAGCAUAAACACUUUUUUAUGCUGAAAAAACUAAAUCUGAUAUGUAAAUUCCUUUUCAUUUCUAAGUAUUCAGCUGAAACUGAUAUGAUGGCAUCAAGUCAAGGAAGUAAAAAGUUGUUUGUUAUUGAGUAUGAACUCCCCCUUGACUAUGAAAAUCAAGAUACCAAGAGAGACAGUAACUCAGCAAAAUCAUCAAGUAUGAUUGAAGAUAUUCAUUAGUUUUAUACUUGAAGGGAUUGAUAUAUUAAUUUUUUACUUCUGUUCUAAAAGACACACAUAAUUUGUGUAACUGUAACACAGUGACUGACAUUUAUUUAAUUGGCUUUGGUCUAAUUCUAUGAAUGAAUAGACCAAACUGACAGUCAAGAAUGUAACUUUUUUAGCCUUAAUUUGUGGCCUUCCACUUUUCCCAUGGUGGGUGUUUUUGCUGAUGUCUCUUAAUACUCUGGUUUAAACCAAACCUUCAGAAACUGUAAGAACUAUGCCAGGCCCCAAACACUUCAUAGUUGGCCCCUACUUUCCAUUGAAUGCAUACUUUUUCGUCAAGAUCAGGAUGAAAAAACCACGAGGUCCAGUUGUCUGCACCAGACACUUUUUCUUUCCUCUUUAAACUGGGUCACUCUCUCCACCAAAAGAGAAGACACACUCGAAAGAGACAGUGGGGCAAGGUUUUUCACCCUGGGAACAGAGGAUGUUUUCAGACAUGCUUCUUUAUGUUUUUCAUUAGCAUGCCACAUUGCCAACUGUGAUUCAGCUAAAUGUUCUUCCACACCUACUUAGAAUGUGCAAGACCAAAGCCUCGGCCAGAACAAGGAUCUCACUAGUAGCAGUAUAAAAUCAGGAUAAUUAACCACAACGGUAUGACCUAUUUUCCCUUUGUCCUCUGCACAUUACAAAUUAGCACAUCACCAAAAAACAAGUUUCUUAAAGCAAUAUAUUUCCUAGUGUUUAACUUUCUCAGAAACUGUUACAGAGGCUCAUUCAGAGUCUAACUUGACUUUUUGUUGUUGUUGGGUAAUUUGUCUAUGAGCUGCAUUUAUAUCACGAAGUGCAAUAACUAUGUAGUAUAAUUUAAAAAAUCUGCAUGUAACAAACUAGCACGGUGCAUGAAAAAUGCUGCUGGUGAAUGAAACAGCUCCUUCAGUACAUGCAGCAGGUACAGUAUAGUGUGGGUAAGAUGUUUGUAAGAGAUCUUGCACAGGACUCAUUUUGAGUGACUUUAUUUCAGCAAAUAGAAUUAACUGUUAUGUAAUCAUUUUCUGAGCUGCAUAGAAUCUAUUAACCUUUCCAUGCUUUGCCGCAUGAGUCAGUUGUUUGUACAGUUUGUACACCACAGUAAUCUUUUCAACUUCAGAGGGCAAUCUUGUUAUUGGGAAUUAAAACGCUCAGUAGAGCCUUCAUCUCAUUAACAAAACCCACUGUCUCAAACUUGAGCGUGAUCGUUAAUAAGUCUGGUACUAAUGAAGUUCAUGGCACACACAGUGUAAGCAACAGUAUCAAUCAAUUCAAAGCGUACAUUUUUGAGGAUACGUUACAUGACUUAGAUGAAAAAAUAACUGGGUAUUUAAAUUAAAGUCAGUAAUAGGAAGAAACUUCACUCAUUGAUAAAAGCUCCAAACUUGUUUAUCUGCAAAAUGGGCUCUGGCAGACCCAUGGGAGAAGCUCUUCAAGCUGAACUAAUCCGAAGCCAAAUAACACGGCGCAUGGUCCAUAGAGAAGCCAGAGAGGCUGAUGAGUAAAUAUAAGCCUGUUGUUAAUUAGAAAAUAAAUUACUUAUUCUCUUGAGAACUCCUGUAGCAGUUUGCCCCUGACUUUCAUAAACAGCCAAACAUUGUAAUUUCAAGGAAAAAAAGGAUGAAGUAAAGUAAUCAACAAUAUGGACGGCCUAGUAGGAUUAUGGUCAAACAUAUUUACCAAAUAAACUGGCAUCCAGCCCAGUACAGUUUGUGUUUCCAGCCUCAUCAUUUAAGCCUGAAUGAAUUUAUAUGAAUAGUAGGCAACUGCUUGUGUGUGUUAAAAUUUGCAAAUGUGAGGUAAUCUAACUGAAAACCAACCAGGACAAUAAACAGAAAAAUACUGACAGCUUGUGAUACCUUAACGAUUAUCACUGACCCACUAAUUAUAGGCCAGUGGGCCGUCCACAGGCUGAACAGUUCAUUUCAUCCAAAAUAAAGACGAUGAUGAAAUCCAGGUGUGGGAAGAGAUAAGUCCUAUAAAAAAUGCAGUGGUGUGUGAGGUCAGUUGAGAGGGCCGAACAGCUGUAGAGCCACUGGAGGAAAUGUUAUACCAAAGACAUCAAGAGAAAGAGAGUGAGAUUAUCUUGCGAUGGAUUUAAUCAUUUUCAGGGGUACUGUCGGGUUCAAGGAAGGAAGGAAGGGAAGAAUAUUAGUCAGUUUUGGCCUCACUGUCCAUCACAUACAGAAUCUCAGGCUUCCAAAGUGGUUGCACAUGGAAGAAUGCAGGUUUUUGGAGGUGAAUGCUUUGACAGGAGAUCUGGCUUAUUCAUAAGGAGAAGUUAUCGGGGGAGUUUGAAGGACAAGGUAACAAUAAUAGGCUGUGUAAACCAUUAUGUGAGGCUUUGCAUGGGGAAGCAAGCAGGACUCUCCAAACAGUUUCUUUGUCUUCUGGAGAACUUCAAAGGAGGAUUAAAGAACCUCUGUGAUGUUUGGUUUAAUGAUGAAGAAAAAAAAAAGUUUCCAAAGUCUUCAAAUGUCAAUAAAAGAGGUUUCAGCCUGAAUCCAGUGAAUAAAAUCGUUGCACAGAUUAAUUUUUAAUGGAAAGAAAAAUGUUUAUCUCAAUGAACCUCUGUGGGAAUAUUAAUCAUAACAUUUUAUAUUUCAUUUUGCUCUCUUGCAAAUAGGCAUAUUUCAGAAAAUGUUGAAAGUUAGAUGAGAUCAGUGACCGAUCGCAUGUUUGUACGGGAAAUUUGAAGCUACAGUCAACAGAUGGUUGGCUUAGCCUGACAUGAAGACUGGAAAGUGUGCACACAUGAGAGCACUAUCAAUCUUCUCAUCUAAUUCUUGGAAGAAAGUGAAUGAGGGUUCAAUUUUAAUGAAUAGAUUAAACACAGGGCUACAGUGUUGCUUGACAAUUGGCAUUUUUAUGAAUAAAGUUUGUUUUUCUAAAGUGGAUUUCUUCUUAAAUAUACAGAAUCUCAGUGGGUGCACAUGAUGCUAAAAGCACUAUUUCACUCAAGUGCAGAAAAGCACAAAUCUCUCGUUCCACCACUUCAUCACAAACAGAUUUAACCAUUUUCUCCUCUGUAAAGUCCAGCAGGUCUCAGGGAGAGCAUAAUUUAUUCAGUAAGUCAGUCCUUGAACUUUUCCAUCAAUUUCUGGAGUAUAAGAAGAGAGUUGUAUAUUUACCACUGUGCUCCAGUUAACGAAUUACAUCAACACACACUUGAUAAUCCUCUGUAAACACUUUACUAUUGCAUGGUGAUGCUGAUCUUUGUUUCUCUCUCUGCAUUCAGUUUUAAUAUGUAAAUUGUGUAUUGUAUGAAAUCUACUAUAAUGGUACAAGAAACUGUAAAUAAAUGAUUUUGUGUAAAGCUUUGAUUCAUAUUUUUUCUCUUUGUGUAUUAUGUAUUCAGGAAACACUAAAAAGUCAUCAAAGUUUCAGUUUCACAUCACUAAAGAAAAAUAAUAAAAGUGCUUUAAUGAUAAAAAUACAUUACAAUGUUGAUAACAGAAUUAUUUAAUCUGUGAUUGUAAAUAAUACAGAAAAAGAAUUUUCAUAAAUCUCAAUAAACAGUC
Molecule: messenger RNA, 6517 nt
Organism: Paralichthys olivaceus (Japanese flounder)
Lineage: Eukaryota; Metazoa; Chordata; Actinopteri; Pleuronectiformes; Paralichthyidae
Source: RefSeq, a predicted model, not a curated record